GGGCGGCCCGAGCGCCGCUCCUCCCGCUGCCGGCCGCUGCUACCUCUGCCUGCCUGCUGCGCGGACCGGGCUGUCCGGCGGUCUGGUAGCACCAGCGGGGCGGGGAGGAUGAGCACGGCGGGAGCGGGCGGCAGCACAAACAGCAGUAGCCGCCGCGGCGGGGUCGGUCAGUGAGCCUGAGGGAGCACCGCGGCGGAGGCUGGGUAUGGCGCUGCCCGGGGAACGCGGCGCGGAGUCCCAGCCCGGCGUCUCCCGCCCCGCCACCGAUGAGGAGGAGGACAGCGGUGGUGGGGCCGGCGGGCAGCCGGAGGCGCUGUCGCUGGAAGAGAUCCUUAGGCUCUACAACCAGCCCAUCAACGAGGAGCAGGCGUGGGCCGUGUGCUACCAAUGCUGCGGCUCGCUGCGGGCCCGCGCCCGCCGCAGAGAGACCCCCACCGCCAGGCUGGGGGCGGCCGCCCACCUUCGCGUCUGGCGGGAUGGCACCGUCACCCUGGAGCAGGAUGAGCCCCACCGGCCGUCUCCACCUGCUUCAGGUUAUCGAGUUGCUGGGGAUUAUUAUAUACAAAGCCCUGGACUAUGGUUUGAAGGACAAUGAAGAGCGGGAAUUAAGUCCUCCGCUGGAGCAGCUUAUUGACCACAUGACUAAUUCCACAGAAACAGAUGGGAGUAGGGAUGAAGGCUAUGAUGCUCUGGAUGAAGGAGUGGAGGAUGAUGACGACGAUGAGGAAGUUGAGGCCAUUCGCUCCUAUAAAGACGUCAUGAAGCUGUGUGCUGCCCACCUGCCAACCCGGUCGGAGGCGCCGAACCACUACCAAGCAGUAUGUCGGGCUCUGUUUGCUGAAACCAUGGAGCUGUACACUUUCCUGGCCAAAAUCAAAAGUGCAAAAGAGAAUCUGAAGAAGAUUCAGGAAAUGGACAAAGAAGCAAGCGAUGAAUCCAGUACAGAUCUUGAUGACUUAAAAAAUGCUGACUGGGCUCGUUUCUGGGUCCAAGUGAUGCGGGAUUUACGGAAUGGUGUUAAACUCAAGAAAGUCCAAGAGCGUCAGUACAACCCACUCCCAAUAGAGUACCAGCUCACACCCUAUGAAAUGCUGAUGGAUGACAUUAGAUCCAAACGCUAUACCUUAAGGAAGGUCAUGGUCAAUGGUGACAUUCCACCUCGAUUAAAAAAGAGUGCCCAUGAAAUAAUCCUGGAUUUCAUCCGAUCCCGACCUCCAUUAAAUCCUGCCUCAGCAAGAAAACUGAAACCAACCCCACCACGGCCACGUAGCCUUCAUGAAAGGAUACUGGAGGAAAUCAAGUCAGAGAGGAAGCUACGUCCAGUCUCCCCCGAUGAGAUACGGCGCAGCAGGCUGGCAAUCCGACCACUUAGCAUGUCUUACAGUUUUGACUUGUCAGAUGUGCCUACGCCAGAAGCUGGAAGAAAAUUAGUGGAUGCCUCUGUAGCGAACGGUGGCCUGGCACCACAAGGAAAGCAGAAUGGGGCCACACAAGUGACAGUGCAACGCAAGAGGCUCCUUAAGGCUCCCACGUUGGCUGAACUUGACAGCUCAGAUUCUGAGGAGGAGUCAGUGCCCAAAUCAGGAAGUAGCAGCAGCAUCUCCCCCUCUCAAGCAGAAGACCCCUCUCAAGAAGGCACCAGCAGCAGAAAGACGCCUCCGAAGUUCUUGCCCAUAUCAUCUACACCCCAGCCUGAGAGACGGCAGCCACCUCAGAGAAGACACUCCAUUGAAAAGGAAACGCCAACCAAUGUGAGACAGUUCCUACCACCUUCAAAACAGAGCUCCAGAUCACUUGUUCCUAGGAUAACCAGUUUAUUUCCAAGGAUGAGUUUCAGACCACUUUUUUCAACUAUGCAAACAGCUUCUCUGCUCAGCUCUCAUCCCGUUGAAGCAGCCAUGUGUGGGGUGGCAGGGGCUAUGUACUAUCUCUGUGAGAGAGCUUUUGCCAGCAGGUGGAAACCCACAAAGGUUUGCCUCUUUUUGCUGGCUUUGGAAAUCACCUUCACCAGCAUGUUCCCUCGCUUAGGGGAGCACUUCCUAAGCUGUGGCAAGAAUUAAAGCUCAGGCUGGGACAUUGCACCUGAUUGACACUGAUUUCAAUGUGUGUAGGAUAUUUGUGUGUCUUCAAUCACCUCAUGGGGAAAAGAAAUCAAUCCUGAAAGGACAGCAAACUAAAAAUGCAACAUGACAAGAUUAUCAAUGGGACAGACCUUUAAUGUUACAGCACUUGAAGAUCCUGCAGCAAAAAUCCAGCAGAACCAUUGCAAUCCUUGGACUGUGUUGAAAAGAAUAAGGCUUUCUGUUUCUAACAAAAGUGUAGAGUGGAAGGAUAUUUGCAGUUGGUUUUACUUGAAAACCUACAUGUGGUUUUGAUCCUCAGGUAUCAGAACAUGCAGUAACUAGUGGCCAUGCACCAGGACAGGCGAAUUCCCUAACAAAAAACCCAGUUCCCUUUAUCCCUACGUAUGCCUGAACAGGAAUAAUUUUUUCCCCUUCUUUUUCUUGUCCCAGAUGGUAAGUGAGAGUGUGAGACCUGCUGCAGGAGAAUUUAUAGUUGAGAUACCCAGGUGACUUCUUGGAAAAUGUCAGUCUGCAGAAGCAAGCAGUGUUUAAAGUGCUUGCCUAAUUGUGAGUUGCAGAGUUUAGAGGCUAAUCCUGCACUUGCUCAUGUUGCAGUUUACUGGGCCAGCUCAUUUGAAUGCCUGGUGCCAGCCUUUAAUGAGGACUUUUACGAGGGCUUUCUUACUGUAAGAACCAGUUAGUCACAAGGAGCUUUUAGGGGCGUUGUUUGCUGAAAGUGACCUACAAAGCACUUUAUUUCACAUUAGGGAGAUGCAGUUCUUGCUACCUGCUUUUCCUGAGUACAACCAAAAUUACAUCUGAAGUUAUUACGGUGUAUAGAGUAAGACUGCACAGAGUGUUAAGCCAGUUCUCAUGAGGAGCUUGGAAACUUCAGAAAUACUGGUUUUAAGUAAGAGGUUUUUUUUCCUUUAAAGCUACCAAUUCUGACUUGUCUUUAGUAUUGCAGUGAGUGCUGAGUACAGUCCCAGAAAGACCAAGACCAGUCAACCCCCUUUUUGUCUGUAGUACGUUCUGUUGUAUGCAAGUGUUGCAGAGAGGCAGCUAUAGGUGAGAGGACUGGAGUGUAGAUCCCCGCUGGAAGUUUGAGCAAGAAUUCCAAGGCAGCGUGGUGUAAUGAA
Molecule: messenger RNA, 3202 nt
Organism: Dryobates pubescens (Downy woodpecker)
Lineage: Eukaryota; Metazoa; Chordata; Aves; Piciformes; Picidae
Gene: SPIRE1
Product: spire type actin nucleation factor 1
Exons: 12
Coding region: 267-2060 (597 amino acids)
Biological process (GO): cleavage furrow formation; actin filament polymerization; Golgi vesicle transport
Cellular component (GO): cytoplasmic vesicle membrane; cell cortex
Molecular function (GO): actin binding
Source: RefSeq, a predicted model, not a curated record